Staurois parvus is the source of this 678-nucleotide messenger RNA. The record is from the annotation of a GenBank genome assembly. NCBI's taxonomy places the organism in Eukaryota, Metazoa, Chordata, Amphibia, Anura, Ranidae.
ACACAUGCUCAGCAUGGCGACUUCCCCGCCUGUUACAGGAAGACAACAUACACUCCACCAACAAUGGAAGCCGGUCAAUGGUCCCCUCUUUGUACCCUGAACUACGCCAGCCAGAGAUACCUGUGCCACUGCAAAGCCCCAACCCAGGGUAACAGGACCCUACAGAUCCAUGUGACAAAUGGGAAUGAAGUAUGGAGGUCGGAGGCCACAGAGGAAACACUAGAGGAGUGGGAUGCUGUGCAGAGCCUCACGUCUCAGGAGCUGGUAGAUAAACUGCGGGAAACUUUCCAGCACAAUACUCCAGUCUUAGACAUGCAAGGAAGUUUGGCCAGCCUGUCCAUUGCUGUGGAUUCUAAGAAAGUGACCCUUGACCUUCUCAAACUUCCCAUCUCCGAGGCACGAGCACAUGUACAGCAGGUGUUAUUUGACCUGGCGGAUCGAGUGUGGAACUUGGAGAAACAGCUGAAAGCCGCAGAGCCCAGCAUCACUCCAUCCGACAGUCCAGUGAAGCAGUCUCAGAAGAACCACUUGCUGCUUUUUCCAGAUGUUGAUUCUCGAAAGAAGGGAUAUGCAGGAUCUGCGGCACAAGUGAAAAAAAGAAUCCCUGGGGAGUCGCUCAUUAAUCCUGGAUGUAAGAGUAAGAAAAUCGCAAAGGGAGUGGAUUUUGAAGAAUCCUGA